Molecule: messenger RNA, 555 nt
Organism: Clunio marinus
Lineage: Eukaryota; Metazoa; Arthropoda; Insecta; Diptera; Chironomidae
Source: the annotation of a GenBank genome assembly
AUGAUACCAAAAUUGAUAUUGGCAAAACGGAUAGAUAUAACAAUAAAUGUUAUGAAAAUCUCGCAACAACUUUUAGAGCUCGAAAAGCAGUUCAAACAGAACAAAUAUUUGUCACGUCCAAAGCGCUACGAGGUUGCCAGCAAUUUGCUGCUUACUGAAACUCAGGUCAAAAUUUGGUUUCAAAAUCGUCGAAUGAAGUGGAAGAGAUCAAGAAAAGCUCAACAAGAAUCGAAAAAUAAAGAAAGCCAUAGUAAUAAUGAUGAUAAGCAGCCACGUGAAAGAACAUCAUCAAUUGCUUCAAACCAUCCUCCCGGAUUCAAAACUACCAUUAAUGAAAAAGUCAUCACAAAUCUUACGAAUAGUAAUUUCCACUUCUCGAAAACUGCUGAUGUACAUUCUCAUCUCAAUGCACAUGCUGCUGUUCCACUUCAUCGUCACAUGAACAACUUACCAGGAUCUUCAAAGGAUAAUAUUGAAGACAGUUAUGGAGGGAAUGUUAUAAGUAGACCAAGCGUCUUUAGUGAUAGCGAUGAUAUGAUCUGGAGGGUUGUUUAA